Huiozyma naganishii CBS 8797 is the source of this 1467-nucleotide messenger RNA. RefSeq names its product aspartyl aminopeptidase (gene APE4). NCBI's taxonomy places the organism in Eukaryota, Fungi, Ascomycota, Saccharomycetes, Saccharomycetales, Saccharomycetaceae. The coding region runs from base 1 to 1467 and encodes 488 amino acids. Gene Ontology annotation, molecular function: metalloaminopeptidase activity; zinc ion binding. The transcript has a single exon. Gene Ontology annotation, biological process: proteolysis. Gene Ontology annotation, cellular component: fungal-type vacuole. The record is from RefSeq and is a predicted model, not a curated record.
AUGCUGAGAUUACAUCUACGCAAGAUGUCAUCCACUGCAACGAAUUACCCUCAAGAAUUUGUCAAGUUUCUUAAUGCGAGUCACACCCCCUACCAUGCAACGCACAACAUCAAGUGUCAUCUUUUGGAUAACGGGUUCCAGGAAUUAAGCGAACGUGACUCUUGGAACGGCAAAGUGUUGAAAUGUGGGAAGUACUUUGUUACUAGGAACAAUUCGUCCAUUAUUGGGUUUGUGGUCGGUGGCAUGUGGGCUCCUGGGAACCCAAUUGCUAUAGUGGGGGGGCAUACGGAUUCUCCAACGUUGCGGAUCAAGCCAAUCUCGAAGAGAACCGCUGAGGGAUAUCUGCAAGUCGGCGUGGAGUGUUAUGGGGGUGGUAUUUGGCACUCGUGGUUUGAUAAGGAUUUGGCCGUUGCAGGGAGGGUGAUGGUCAGUGACCCGGAAACCGGUAAGACAGUCGCAAAGUUGGUCGAUAUCAAUAAACCUUUAUUGAAGAUCCCCACUUUGGCGAUACACUUGGAUAUAGACGUAAACCAGAAAUUCGAGUUCAACAAGGAAAGUCAAUUGUUACCUGUCGCUGGCCUGGUUAAGGAAACCAACGCGACGGAGACAGCUGAUUCGGUGCGCAAAGACUAUUUCAGUUCCAUCAAAGAAACAAUUGAAAGACAUCAUGAGGAACUUUUGAACUUGAUUGCAAAGGAACUAGAUAUCAAGUCCACAAAGGAGAUCGAAGAUUUCGAACUCAUCCUGUACGACCAUAACGAGGCUUGUCUAGGCGGGUUAUCAGAGGAAUUCGUUUUUUCCGGGAGGUUGGAUAACUUAACUUCCUGUUUCACCUCGAUGCAUGCCAUGACUCUUGCUGCAGAUACAGGAAUUGAGAGUGAGACUGGUAUUAGACUUUUUGCUUGUUUUGACCAUGAGGAAAUCGGAUCGUCCUCCGCACAAGGUGCAGACUCUAAUUUCUUGCCAAAUAUUUUGGAAAGAUUGGCCCUGUUGAGAGGUAAUGAAAAGGACAAAGACGAACCAUUAACCAAAUCGAUGAAUCUGGAGACAUCCGCAAAAUCGUUCUUUUUGUCCUCUGACGUUGCACAUGCAGUCCAUCCAAAUUAUGCUGGGAAAUAUGAGUCCCAACACAAACCAAUGAUUGGAAGCGGUCCUGUGAUAAAAAUUAACGCUAACCAGCGUUAUAUGACGAACUCUCCAGGUAUCGUUCUUUUGAAAAAAUUGGCUGACAAAGUCCAAGUUCCAUUGCAACUGUUUGUUGUGGCAAAUAACUCGCCCUGUGGCUCCACCAUCGGCCCAAUUUUGGCCUCCAAAACAGGUAUCAGAACAUUAGACUUGGGCAACCCAAUAUUAAGCAUGCAUUCAAUCAGAGAGACUGGAGGUGCUGCGGACCUUGCUUAUCAGAUUAAAUUGUUUCAAGCAUUUUUCGAGGAUUAUUCUUUAUUAGAAAGCAAAAUAGAGGUAUAG